CUAUAUCUCAAUCCAUGAGGGUUGCAGCACCUUCAGAAAUACAAGAAAGAUGGCUGGUUCAGGACAUGAAAACGGCGCCGUUUCAAUACGACCGGCGGACAACCUUGCCGUUUUCGAGGUUUCCAAGAAACCCAAGAAGAGCAAGUUUGCUCUUGGUUGUGCCAUGCUUGCUUCCUUAACAUCCAUGUUACUCGGUUAUGAUAUUGGGGUGAUGAGUGGAGCUAUAAUAUUUAUAAAGAAGGAUUUGAAAAUCAGCGACGGUCAAAUUGAAAUCCUCGUCGGUAUACUCAACUUGUAUUGCCUAGUUGGUUCGAUCGUCGCUGGGACCAUAGCCGACUGGAUCGGUCGUCGGUACACCAUCCUGUUGGCCAACGUCAUUAUCUUCGUGGGAUCUCUCUUCAUGGGCUUCUCCGUCAACUAUGCUUUCCUUAUGGUCGGCCGUUUCAUCGCCGGUAUUGGCGUCGGCUUUGCCAUCAUGGGUGCUGUUCUUUAUAAUGCCGAGAUCUCCCCCGCUUCUUCCCGUGGUUUCCUCACUUCGUUCCCAGAGGUGUGUAUUAAUGUGGGGAUAUUAUUAGGCUAUGUUUCAAACUAUGCAUUUUCAAAGCUACCGACGAGGAUAGGUUGGCGGUUAAUGCUCGGCGCCGGAGCCACCCCAUCAAUUUUCUUAGUUUUCGCCGUUCUAGUCAUGCCGGAGUCACCACGUUGGUUAGUCAUGCAAGGUAAACUCGGCGAAGCCAAGGUAGUACUUGAAAAAACCCUCGACACCAAAGAAGAAGCUCAGCUCCGGCUCAACGACAUCAAAGAAGCCGCCGGAAUCCCUCAAGAUUCCACCGGCGACGUCGUCGUUGUCCAAAAACAAACCAACUCAAACGGGGUAUGGAGAGAAUUACUUUUACACCCUACACCCACCGUCAAACACAUUUUGAUUUGCACCGUCGGAAUUCAUUUCUUCCAACAAUCGUCCGGCGUUGACGCCGUCGUAGUAUACAGUCCAAGAAUUUUCGAAAAAGCCGGCAUCACAUCAUCAAACGAACAGUUACUCACAACAGUAGCCGUCGGAAUUUGUAAAACGAUCUUCAUUUUGGUAGCUACGUUUUUGCUUGACAAAAGUGGCCGCCGUGCUUUGCUCUUGAUUAGUACCGGUGGCAUGGUGGUGUCGUUAGCGACGUUAGGGUUUUCUUUAACGAUCAUCAACCAUUCUGAAGCGAAAUUAACAUGGGCUAUAGCGUUAUGUAUAACAAUGGUUUUGUCUUUCGCAGCGUUUUUCGCCAUCGGAAUGGGACCCAUCGCCGGGAUUUACACGUCGGAGAUUUUCCCUUUGAAGCUUCGUGCUCAAGGAAUUAGUUUAGGAGUGGCAGUGAAUAGGGUGACGAGUGGGAUCAUUUCCAUGACUUUCCUUUCGUUAUACCAAGCGAUUACCAUCGGCGGUGCUUUUUUCUUAUUCGCCGGCAUCGCCGCCGUUGGAUGGUUGUUUUUCAAUAUAUGUUUGCCGGAGACACGUGGAAAAACAUUGGAGGAAACUGAACGGCUUUUUGGUAAUUUGGUAGGUUGGAGGGAAGUGGAUAAGAAGAUGAAGGAAGAUAAUACUAAAGGAACCACUCAUGGCCAAGAAGGUAGUGAUGGGUAGUGGAAGGAUAAGCUUUCAUAUACAUUAGAUACCUUAAUUAUACAAAUAAAAAAAAUUUGAAUAAAAUUUUAAUUUGGAUAAA
This is a messenger RNA of Gossypium raimondii (Peruvian cotton), 1709 nucleotides long. Its product is annotated as putative polyol transporter 1. Gene Ontology annotation, cellular component: membrane. The record is from RefSeq and is a predicted model, not a curated record. Gene Ontology annotation, molecular function: carbohydrate transmembrane transporter activity. Bases 50 to 1627 code for a protein of 525 amino acids. Gene Ontology annotation, biological process: transmembrane transport. The transcript is spliced from 3 exons. NCBI's taxonomy places the organism in Eukaryota, Viridiplantae, Streptophyta, Magnoliopsida, Malvales, Malvaceae.